CGCAGCCCGGCGGCCCUGGAACCUCCCAGUCACUCCAGGUUGUGGACACACAUCUGAAGAUUUGGAGCUAGAAACUUCCUAUGAGAGAACAUGCAAUGUCUGUCUUUCUGCGUCCAGGUUACCUCACUCAAUAUGAUUUUUUGGAAGCAACCAUGUAUUCAUUGUUCCUGAAAGAGAAACUCAAAGAAGAGAAACAGUAAGAAAUGGCUGAUUCCCCAGUAAACAUGUCGCAGGAUCUGUUGACAUUCAGGGAUAUAGCUGUGGACUUUCCCCAAGAGGAGUGGGAAUGCCUGGACUCUGCUCAGAGGGCUUUGUACAUUGAUGUGAUGUUGGAGAAUUACAACAACCUGAUCUUUGUGGAGAACUAUUGCAAACGUGAUCCUGUCCAUCAACAUGUGAAGACUGAAAAGGAGUCUUGUCAGUGUACUGAGCAUGGCAAAGUGCUUCAUGACCCCUCCACAUGUGCACUUUAUAGAACAAGUGAAACCACAGAAAACUCUAAUAACUACAGGUGCAGUAAUCCCAGGGAUGCUGCUACUGACUCAUCAUACUUAAAUAGAGAUGAAAGCAUGCACACUGAAGAAGAACUUUGCAAAUCUAAAGACUGUGAGAAACCUUUAAAUUUGUGUUCCAACAUUACUCAAGAUCAGAGAUACUACACUGAAAAGAAGGAGCAUAGGCAGGGAGAAUAUGAUGACCAUUUUGCCUCUGCAUAUAGUCUUUUGCAACAAGCAAUUCGAGAGACACCACACCAAUGUGGAAAAUGCAGGAAAUGCUUCAGGACUGCCUCAUACCUCACUGAACAUGAGAGAAUUCAUACUGGAAUUAAACCCCACAAGUGCAAUGUUUGUGAAACAUCCUUUACCCAGCUUUCAAGUCUUGAUAUACAUCUAAGACUUCAUACUGGGGAGAAUCCUUACAGAUGCAAAGAAUGUGGAGAGUCAUUUCAUCACUUGUUAGCAUUUUAUAGCCAUCACAAAUUUCAUAGUGGAGACAAAACUUACAAAUAUAAGAAAUGUGACAAAUCCCUUGCCCAAUCUUCUACUCUCAAGAAACAUCAGAAAAUGCAUAUUACUGGGAGACAUUAUAUUUGUCAAGAAUGUGGCAAAGUCUCUCAUAGUUCUUCACACUUUAAAGAUCAUUCCAGAGUCCAUACUGGAGAGAAGCCUUUCAAAUGCAAUGAGUGUGGCAAAUCCUAUCCCCACUAUUCAUCAUUGAGUAGGCAUAGGAAAACUCAUUAUCCAGAGCAAUUAGACAAAUGUAAAGAAUGUGGUAAGUCCUUUCUUGAAUUAUCACAUCUUAAAACUCAUUACAGAAUCCAUACUGGUGAAAAGCCUUUCAAAUGUAAAGUAUGUAACAAAUCCUUUACCCACCACUCAACCCUUAAAAAACACCAGAGUGUUCACACUGGGGAGAAGCCUUACAAAUGUAAGGAAUGUGACAAGUCUUAUACUAGAUACUCAUCUCUUAGAGCACAUCAGAAAAUUCAUACUGUAGAGAAACCUCACAAAUGCAAAGACUGUGACAUUUCCUUUAUCAAUCUUAAAAGUCUUACAAAACACCAGGGAGUUCAUACUGGAGAGAGACCUUACAGAUGUGAGGAAUGUGACAAUUCCUUUACCAGUUGCACAGAUCUUAGAAGACAUCAGAUAGUUCAUACUGGGGAGAAACCGUACAAAUGUAUGGAAUGUGACAAGUCCUUUACUCAGGAGUCAAAUCUUAGAAGACACCAGAGGGUUCAUACUGGAGAGAAACCUUACAGUUGUAAGGAAUGUGACAAAUCUUUUACUAGGUGCUCCCACCUCAGAGCACAUCAGAAAAUUCAUAAUGGAGAGAAACCAUACAAAUGUGAAGACUGACACAUCUUUUAUCCAGAUUUUGAGUUUUGGAAGACAUUAGAAAAUUCAUACUGGAGAGAAACAUACCAUUGUAAAUAAUACGACAUACCAUUUUGCAGUAUUCUCUGCUUACAAAUCAACAGUAUAGAACAUUGAAACAUAAAGAUCACAAACUUGUGAGAGUCUGUAAUGAAGAUUUAAAUUUUAAAAAUUAUCCUAAAGUUUAUAUUAAAAUACUGCAAAUAUAACAAUGGGAAACACUUUUUAUUUCUUUUAAUGUAUAUUAAUGCUUUGCCUGCAAAUGUGUCUGUGUACUACAUGUAUGUUUGGUGCACACAGGACAGAAGGGGCCAUCAGAUCCCCUGAAGCUGGAGUUAAAGACCAUUGUGAACUACCAUUCAUGUGGUGGGAACUGAACCUUGGUCUUCUCGAAGUAAAGUCUCUAGCCCCUGGUUUAAAAAAAUGUAAUAAACAAUUUAUCUUGUUCAACAUCCAAAAAUUUAUAAUAAUUCCAGGUGUAGUGGUGCACUCCUUUAUUUCCAGCACUCGAGAGCAGAGGCAGGAAUAUCUGUGAGUUGGAGGACAUCAUCAUCUAUAAGUAUGUUUACAACUUGAGUUACAACAAAAGUAUGUUACAACAAGAGUUCUGGUACAGCUAGGACUAUAUAAACUGUCAAAAAAUUUAUAAUAUAGUCAGAUUUAAAAAAAAAUAUGACAAAAACUUUAGUUUUCUCUCUAAUUGUGCUGUACAUCACAGAAUUCAUACUUCUGAGAAUCCAUAUAAAAGUCGAGAGUAUAUACUGUUUCUGUCCAUUGGAAAUUACACCUCCCCAAAUGCAUUGAAUUAGACAAACCCUUUAUAUAGUGCUGAAAUUGCAGUGAUAAAAUUCUUCAUUAAAGGAAAUACUGAUAAAAUCUUUUAUUCACCUUCAAAAUCUUCAUGUUAGAGUCAAACCAUACAAGUAGCAAGAAGGCAACUGACUGUGAAGAGAUAUGCUGUGAAUGUGACAUCACUGGAAUGCUGACAUACAACUUAGAAAUCCCCAAAGUCUAAGGAUAUGAUGACACACACCUUAAGUCCCAGCUUCUUGAGGCAGAGGAAGGUGUACCUGUUCUAGGCCAGCAUUGCCUACUUUGCAAAUUCCAAAUCAGCCAUGGCUACACAGGGAAACCCAAUCUGAAAAAUCCAAAACAAUAACAAAAAUAAAAAUCCCUGACAACAUGCAGGUAUUCAUUUUGAAGUCCUUAACAAAAAUAGGGAAGAAUUUACUUGAAACUAAUAAAAUGAUAUAGCUUCCAUUAACUACCAGUACACCUUCACUGAGGUAAAGGAAACACAUAGGACCCACCCUCCAUCAUGGUGAAAUGGUAAUUGCCCCAAUCUUACUGAGUUGCUUGUGCUUAGUUUUAGAACAGUUAAGAGUCUAUGCAUUACCAAGAUGCUACUAUAAGAGGAAACUUCUUUCACCAAUGUGGAGAGUAGUACAAAGUGAUCAUUUUAAACAUGAAUAUUUAGAUGGCAGAUAAUGCUCAUGAUCAUUAUCAUAGCAUCAAGAGGUUCUGCCCUACAACCUAUCGGUCAUAAGUCAUGUUUUUUGUUCUUGUAUUUUAUUGUUGUUUUUACCAUGGAGUCAAUUCCUCUCUGAUGCAGGCUUGAAAUCCAAUCAAGACAGCGUUUAUGUCCAUAAAUCUUGGUGCCAAUUUUGCACCAGUACACACGUCUUAACUAGCAGGGUGGUAUUUUAAGAUGCAUGGCCCAGGGGUAAGUAAUCACUUCUCUGCAAACAGCCUGCACAGGACCUUACAUUGCUACAAUAGCUGAUCAUCAGGGAGAGUUGCCUGGUACUUUCUACAUUGAUUUCUCUAUAUCUUGCAACCAAAGUGGUGUCUUCAGCUAUACCAUGUACUUAUGUUGGCCAAGCAAGAACACUGGUAAUAACUUGUUUUAUUUAGGGUGACAAUGGUUCACCCUUACCAGUAAGUCCUAGGCUGACAACCAGUACCUGGUACAAAGAGUAUGAUUAUAUAGCCCUGGUGUCUGGGAACAACAUUAAUUAUCUAAGUGGGAUACUCUUUUCAAAAUUUUUAAAAUCAUAUUUACUAUUAAUUUGUAAGAUGGGGAUUUCAUAAGGCUUCUUCACAAAUCAUUACUUUUGGUUGACCCACACACUCUUCAUACCUUCUCCCUGCCCCAUCCCCAAUUAAACAUUUAGCACACAUUAUCCAAUGCCCCAUUCUCUUAUAACAUGUGUUCCACUAUCGUCUCUUGCAAAAUGAUAGAUUCUCAUAUACCUUCUACACAGACAUCCCAUUUGAGUUGAUCUUUCAGCAGCCCCCUCUCCACUACAUAUUUGAACCAUCCUGCCCCCAAGAUUGCCACUCUCUAAUUUCAUAGCUCCUGUAUUCUACUAUCUAUCCUCUCUGCCUCCAUCUCCCCACUAAUGGUCUAUUUCUAGAUCCCUGGCUUCUACAUGUAGUCUUACUUGAGCACACAAAACCAAGUUUGUAGCUUAGACACACAGAUGUGAGAGAACAUGUGCUGUUUGACUUUUGUGGCCUAGGUGUCUGAACUCAUCAUAAUUUACAGUAAUCUACAUGUGCAUCUAGAGGUCAUGAUUUAAUUUUUAUUCAUACCUGACUAAUAUGCUUGGUUGUAUAGAAAACUAUGUUUUUCAUUUACCCAUGUUUCAAUCUUUGUUGAUUCCAAUUCCUAGAUACAGUGAGUAAAGCAUCAAUGAACUUGAUGGGCAAGUACUCAUUGGUAAAAUGGCAAGUCUUUGGAGUUCAUGCCCAAGAAUGGUUAUUGUGUAUCAGUUUCCUCUGAGAGUAAAUUCUUCCAUCUUGGAAGAAUUUCCUCAAAACACAAGGCAUGAAAAGAAAGGUAAAGAAGGGCUGGAGAGAUGGCU
This is a messenger RNA of Onychomys torridus (southern grasshopper mouse), 4744 nucleotides long. RefSeq names its product zinc finger protein 54-like. The transcript has 5 exons. Gene Ontology annotation, molecular function: DNA-binding transcription factor activity, RNA polymerase II-specific; RNA polymerase II cis-regulatory region sequence-specific DNA binding. Bases 204 to 1859 code for a protein of 551 amino acids. Lineage: Eukaryota; Metazoa; Chordata; Mammalia; Rodentia; Cricetidae. Gene Ontology annotation, biological process: regulation of DNA-templated transcription. The record is from RefSeq and is a predicted model, not a curated record.